AUGCUUAUGGACUUUAAUAAUAUGGGAGAGCUUAUGAGAAGAAUAAUGACACAUUCGUUGAUUGAUCCAGAGGUUUAUAAAAGACUUGUUAAAUCGCCAUUUCCAAAAAAUAAGUUUGGUCAAUAUAUGAUUCAAAGUAGUCGAAAAUAUGAAGAAGCUAUAAAAAUGUUCCCAUGUUUGUUAAAGUUGGGGAAAAUAAUUCUUGGUCCACAAUAUUGUCUCGAAAUAGAAAACGAAUCAUGGGCAUCAUUAUUUUUUGUGGGCAAAGCUUUAUGUCUUGAAUUGGGAUCAUCAUUAGUUGCGUUACAUGAUCAAAAUUUAGUCGAAAGUUCAUCACGAGGAUCUAAAGCCAGAAUAACGGUCUCAUUAGCUGACAGAAUUGCCAUCAAUUUACUUCCUUUCUAUAACUGGAUGACCAUAGUUAAUGAGAAACAUGAAAUUGCUUUCGAUUUAUAUACAAAGACCAAUGAAAAAAUUACUUUGGGUGAGAAUUUAAAAAUCUCAUCAACAUUCGACAAAAAUUUGUUUAAAGAAAUUAACAGAAACAGUAAUGGAAGCAGAAUUUAUGGUCAAGCAAUGAAGACAGGUAAAAGUCAAGUUUCAGGGAGAUUUGAGAAUCUUAAAGUAAAUGCAGAAAUUGAGAUAUUAUCAGGAAUUAAUUUAACACCAAAACUUGUCUUUCUUCCGUUUGACAAAAUCAAUUAUGCAAAACAAAACAUUCAAUUCAAAGCGACAGGCGGUGAUGGAAUUUUUCAUUUCUCAUCUUCACAUCCUCAUUUAUUAACAAUUUCUCAUGAGGGAUAUGCUGAAUCGCAGUUGGAACAUUCUGAUAAAAACAUGUUUGAAGUUGAUGUGAAAGCUUCUUUGACAAGAAAUGCAGAUAUUCAUCAAAGAGCAAAAGUAAUAUUUCUGACACCAUUGAAGCUUCAAAUUGUUGGCUACCAGGUUGAAACGCCACUCAAUCAAUACAUUGAUGUUCACAUUGGAUUAUUUGCACUUUAUAAAAACAAAUAUGAGCCGUACCUGUCAUGUUCUAACAUAAAUUUUGAUGUUGAAUUUGCAAAAGAAAUCUUCAAAAUUGACACUGUCAACGAUUCAAAUGAAAUAGAUGAAAUUAAAAGAAUCAACAAUGCGUGCAAAGUGAUAAAAUUAAAGGCCAUUCAAAUAGUUGCAGAAAUUAAAUCAGAAUUUCAAGAAGAGAGAUUUGCUUACAAUAUUCUUUGUCGAAAAGUUGGUGAUUCACAACUAACUCUUGAAGUGUUCAAUCAAAUCAAUGAAGAAAGCUUUCUUAAAAACUCGAUUAUCAUGGAAACGAAUGUUUAUUGCGUAAAGCCUCGUUUCAUUAAUCUUUUAUCGAAGAAUCAAUUGAAAUCAUCAUGUCCAAUCGAUAGGAAAAGUUUACUUCUUCAUUUGCCAUCUGAAGAAGAUGACCUUGAGAUUGAAAUUGAAGUUUUAGAUGAACGUAAAAGAAAACUGCAGAACAUAACAAGUCUUGUUAUUGAUGUUGUGUUCUUAGAUCUGAAAGAAAAUCGAAAUGAAAUCAAAUACAGUCGAGAAAGUGACACAUUUUCAAUCGAUAAAAUUCCAAUACCGAAAGGAGACUUCAUAAGAAAGAAGCAUGAAGUGAAUGACAUCAACAUGAAUUAUAAAAUUAAAAUCAAAGUAAGUGGAUACGAUGUCAAAGUUUUAAAACAAUUCUCGAUUGAACCGGAAGUUCCUGUUUUUGGUGAGAAGAAAGUUGGUAGUUCGAAUGUUGUAACGACACCAUUAAUUGAAAACGAGCUUGACUUGAUAUCCUUCGAUUCUUCAUUACUUCAGAUUUCAUCGAUCUCUUUAAUUCUGUUGGGCACAGAAUUAACACAAAUUGUUGGAAUUGCACAUGGAAUUCAGUCAAACAUUGUUUUGUUGCCGAAGAAAAUUGGAACAACAAUUCUUGAGAUUAGUGACAAGUGUUUAGCAACGGAAUCAUCAAAACUUCAUGUUUCGAUUGUUUCAAUUGGUCGUGUCGAACUUUCCAGUCCUAAUCGAGUUGAAAGUUUAAAAACUAUCGAAGCUAUCGUUAAAAUAUUUGAUUCAAAUAAUGAAUUGAUUAAUGUUGACGUCUCGAAGCUCCAAGCUUACAAACUCAGUGAAAAAAUAUCAAAUGAGAAAGUUUUAAAUGUGAAGCUUGGACAUCAAAAUAACUUAAGACGUGGUGAAAUUCGCUACAUUGUUAGAGGACUUGAUGUUGGUGAAUCAAAUGUCAUCGUGAGUUCUGAUGCAAUUUCAAGUUCGCCAGUAAAUAUUCAAGUUUUCUCACCACUUAAACUCAUGCCUAAAAAUGCGACAAUUCUUGUUGGAUCUAAUUUAGAAAUAACAAUAAUUGGUGGACCAAAACCACAACAAAAUAUCAUUUAUGAGAUCACAAACAAUGAUGUGCUUGCAAUUGAUGGAUCAAUAGUUGAAGGAAUAAAAGUUGGCAAGAUGACAGUGACUGGAAGAAGUACAGAAAUAAAUCCAUCAGAUGGAAGUUUGAUAAUAUCUUCCGAAGAUAAAAUUGAGAUAACUGUCGUGACACUUAACAAAAUCAACAUUCACACACCACUUAAACGACUCAAGUCAGGUAACAUUGCACCAUUAACAUUAUGGGCUGAACCUGAAGUAUCUCCAAUGGUUCUUGGAACACUCAAACAUCUCAAGAUCAAAUGGACAGCAAAUGCACCAGACAUUCUUGAAAUUAAAGAUGUGUUUGAUGAUUUAGGAGUUCAAUAUGGUGAGAGUGAUGCAAUAGCAAUGCGUGUACGUGGAUUGAAACAAGGAAAAUGUAAAAUAUCGGUGACAGUUCAUCAUGGAAGUACAAAAUUCAUCGCAUCGAUCGACAUGACAAUCUUCAGAUCGAUUGCUUUAGAAAUGCCGAAGAAAAUUAUUCAUGAUCCGAUAAUCAUCACGCCGAAGACAACAUUACAAUUGAAAGUUAAUCUUGAUGAUACGACAUUUGAAUUGAAUGAACAAGCUGAUAGAAGAAUUGUCGACGUGACACAAGACGGCGUUGUGAGAUCUUUGGAAAUGCUUGGAACAACACUCGUCGUUGCAAAUUGCAAUGAUCAGAAAUUAGACAUUCCCAUCGAUGUUAAAAAUAUUCAUUACUUAAUGGCGACAGUCAAUCCAACAACACAAUUACUUAAUGCUGGAAAACAACUUCCACGUGACUUGAGCUUUACAAUCUCGGUGACAUUGCAUGACAACAUUGGAAAUAAAUUUUCUCAUGGACUUGAAGACAUCAAAUGGAAAUUAUCAAAUCGUAACAUUGUUGAGAUCAAAACUGUUGAUAACUCGACACUUUCUGUUGGUCUUCUUCAACAAGGUUCGAAUAUGUUGGGAAUUUCACUUCGUGAUGGUUCAGGUAAUGAAUUGAUGGAAGAUUUCGUGAAACUUUCUGUUGGAACAUCAUUCGGAAUAUUCAAUAGAACACUCAUUGUCACAACUGGCGAUAUAAUUUGUUUCGAAUCGAAUUUCGUAAAUGAAUUUCCAUGGCAAAGUUCCAAUUCUGAUAUUAUCACAAUUCAUGAUUCAGUUGCUCGUGUUCUAAAUCCAUCAACGACAUCAAUCACAUCAUCAAAAGUCACCAUCAGGAACAGUGCAAGUGACAUUUUUAGUAUCAAAUAUGAACUUGAUUUUCGUAAUCCCGACCAAAUAAACUUCCAAAAACCUUUUGACAUUUUCAAUGGUGAAAGAUAUUUUGGAUAUUUCACAAUCAAUAACCAUCAUCAGAUUGGAAAAAGUGUCAAUAUGAUUGCAAAUAACCAUUCACAUUGUAAGUCACUUAAUGAGAAAUUUGUUAUUGAUUUCGUUAGUUGUAAAUUGUCAUCGUCAUCUUCGGGCUAUCAACAAGAUGAGGAAAUUUUAUCCUUAAAAAAAUUAUUUGAAGUCCAAGCAAUUUUUGAUAAAAAUGUUGGAUCAUAUGGAUGUGAGAUCAAAGCAUUAGUGACCAUGGAUGAGAUCACGAACAUUGUACGAACAAAAUUUUCAACACUUCAAUUGGAAGUUAAUCUCAAAAACAACAUGGGAAUUUAUGAUAAAAUUGAUUUGAAAUUGUCGCCUGCUAUUCAAAUUUAUCCACGAAAUUUACCAACUGAAAAAUUGAAUCAUCAAGAAAUUUUAAUUACUGGAAUGGAAAAUAUUCUUCAGAAGGUGACAGUAACGAGUUCACAUCCUGAUCAACUUAUGUUGCAACCGAUAUUGAGAUCUAUUGGCAAGAUACAAUUCAAGCCAAAAUUAUUAAAUUCUGAUUUAAACGAUGCUGAAGUGUUCAUUAAAGUUGAAUCACCGUUGACACAUCAAACUGUUCUUAUUCCUUUGCUGCCACCAACACGAGAUGACAAUUUUAAAAAAACAGAUUCAUUUAUCACCGAUAUCAUGUCAAACAUCGGAGGUACGAGACGACAGAAAAAAAAGCUUAAUUAUCCUUGUAUCAUCAUGACAGUGUCACUGCGUACUGUUGCAACAACACCUUUUGAUGGACAAAAGCCUGGAACUAGUGGACUUCGUAAGAAGGUCAAAGUUUUUACCGAAAAAAACUACACCGAAAACUUCGUGCAAUGCAUUCUUGAUUCGGUUGGCGAGAACAUCAUUCGUGGAUCAGUGCUAGUGGUUGGUGGCGAUGGGAGAUAUUUUCUGAAAGAAGCAAUUGACAUCAUCAUUCGUAUUUGUGCUGCUAAUGGGGUUGGCCGGCUAAUGAUCGGUCAAACUGGAAUUCUUUCCACCCCAGCCGUGUCAUCAUUGAUACGUGCCAAUAAAUGCAACGGUGGCAUAAUUUUGACAGCUUCCCACAAUCCUGGUGGUCCCGAAAAUGACUUUGGCAUUAAAUACAAUUGUGAAAAUGGUGGACCAGCUCCUGAUCAUUUGACUAAUAAGAUGUAUGAAUUGUCUAUGAAGAUAAAAGAAUACAAAAUUGCUGAUGGAAUUUCUGUCAACUUGGAAACGAUUGGCUCAAAUUCAUUCGAUGUUAAUGGAAAGCCUUUCAUCGUAGAUGUAAUCGAUUCUGUUGCUGAUUAUGUUUCGUUGAUGAAGACAAUCUUUAAUUUUGAUAAGUUAAAAGCUUUCGUUAGUGGAUCCAAAUUGUUGAAAAUGCGAAUUGAUUCAUUGAACGGAGUGACUGGUCCUUAUGUUCGUGAGAUUUUCUUAAAGCAACUCGGUGCUUCCGAGGAAAAUGUUGUUCAUACGAUUGCUUUGCCAGACUUUGGAGGUCUUCAUCCUGAUCCAAAUCUGACAUAUGCCAAAGAUUUAGUUGAUAACGUCACGUCAGGUGAUUAUGACAUUGGAGCUGCUUUUGAUGGCGAUGGCGAUAGGAACAUGAUUUUAGGAAGAAAAGGAUUCUUUGUCACUCCCAACGACUCACUAGCAGUCAUUGGUGAUUAUCUUGAAUGUAUCCCAUACUUCCAAAAGAAUGGAAUUCAAGGAUUUGCUCGAUCAAUGCCAACAGCUGGUGCAUUGGACUAUGUUGCUGCUGCUAAAAAUAAGGAACUGUUUGAAACACCUACAGGAUGGAAAUACUUUGGAAACCUCAUGGAUGCAAAUCGCCUUUGUCUUUGUGGUGAAGAAUCAUUUGGAACUGGAUCGAAUCAUAUUCGAGAAAAAGAUGGAAUUUGGGCUGUGCUUGCUUGGCUUUCUAUAAUGGAACAUGCGAAGAAAUCUAUUGAAGACAUUUGCAAGGAACAUUGGACAAAGUAUGGUCGAAAUUACUUCACCCGUUAUGAUUACGAGGAAUGUGAGUUGGCUCCAUGUAAUCAAAUGAUGAGUGACUUGGAAACUUUUAUCACGAAACCUGAAUUUGUUGGUCGUGAAUUUUCAGCAUGUGGAAGAUCUUAUAAAGUGAAGCUUGCUGAUAACUUCAGUUACAAAGACCCAAUCGAUGCUUCAGUGGCAACAAAGCAGGGGCUUCGAAUUAUUUUUGAAGAUGGAUCACGCAUUGUAAUACGACUGUCUGGAACUGGAAGUUCUGGGGCAACUGUUCGUUUAUAUAUUGAAGCUUAUGAACCCAAAGACGUCUUUGGAGAUGCUGCUGUAAUGCUCAAGCCACUCAUUGAAAUUGCUUUGAUCGUUUCAAACUUGAAGCAAUAUACUGGUCGUGACAAACCAACUGUUAUCACAUAAUUUAAUAAAUAAAGUGAAAUAUCUUAAAAAUGUCAUGAAAUUGUUAUGGAAAAAAUUAAAAAAAUAAAUAAA
Clunio marinus is the source of this 6204-nucleotide messenger RNA. NCBI's taxonomy places the organism in Eukaryota, Metazoa, Arthropoda, Insecta, Diptera, Chironomidae. The record is from the annotation of a GenBank genome assembly.